CAAAUGCAUAUGAAAUUAAAUUUAAGCAAAAUAAAAAUAAGAAAAGAACAAAGAAAAGGCAAUCGCAAGUUUGCAUCCAAAUACUUUGUGAGUGAGCAAUCGAAUUUAAACCCAUAUUGGCAACUACAGGAAUACUUUGGUGAAUUUUGCACGGCGGCAAGGCUCUUAAGGAAACGCAAAGAAAUUUAAACAUAUGAUGACAUUGGCUUGACGCAGUCACGGACGACAAUAUUCAACAAAUCAAUACCAUUCACUUGGGCACUUCAAUCAAUCUCAGCAAGCAACUCGUGAGCAAGCAUAACUUUGACAUUUUAUUCAACACCACGAAAGGUUUUUAACAUCCUGCUGCUGCAAGAAUUCUCCAACGUUCUUGUGAACGUUUGGGCUUUUGAUUUUUACUGUCAAGCCACCAAAGAAAUUAUGGAUGCAACAGAUAUCCAUGCCCUAGUCGAUAGUUUAAGUGGAGCAUCGGCCACAGAUCUGGCCAAUGCAUUUGCCAAUUUUUCAACGGAUAUGCUGCAACAGGCGAACGCCUUGUUGGUAUCCAGUCCAGGCGAUUUGGCGGCAAGCGAGGCCAUAGCACAACAUUUGACAGAUAUUGACGCUGCCUCGGCAUUAGCCAUUCUCAAUAGUGAUAAGUCGUAUGUCAAUCGAACUAUGGAGCUACAAUGUUUGCAACAAGCUGAACAGCACAAAGUCAGCGCAUCCAGCAAUGCCUUGAAUGUGCUCUCCUGUCCAGUCUCAUUUGAUUCAGUGCUAUGUUGGCCACGGACAGCAGCAGGAUCAUGGGCCAUCUUGCCAUGCUUUGAGGAAUUCAAAGGAGUUCAUUACGAUACCACACAGAAUGCUUCCCGAUUUUGUUUUCCAAAUGGCACUUGGGACAGAUACUCGAACUAUGACAGUUGUGAUCAUGCCACUGCAGCGCCACCUAUACCUGAUUUUGCUCCGGCCGUUGAAUUGCCCACCUACAUCUACUGCUGUGGUUAUUUUCUCAGUUUAAGUGCUCUAGUUUUAGCUCUAAUUGUAUUUCUAUGCUUUAAAGACUUGAAAUGCCUUCGGAAUACCAUCCAUGCGAAUUUAUUUCUCACCUAUAUCCUUUCAGCCUUAUUGUGGAUAUUGACACUGUUCCUGCAAGUGAUGACAGAUCAUGCCAGCCAAGCGGGUUGCAUUACCCUAGUGAUGAUGUUUCAUUAUUUCAAUUUAACAAAUUUCUUCUGGAUGUUUGUUGAAGGUCUCUAUUUGUACACGCUGGUUGUGCAAACCUUCUCCAAUGAUAAUCUAGGAUUUUUGCAGUACGCCAUAAUUGGUUGGGGUUGUCCAGCGGUCAUUGUGUUUGGAUGGUCCAUUGCUAAAAUUUAUGCACCGCCUUUAAGUACGGAAAGAUUUAUUGGGCUGGAAAUCGAGUGUUCUUGGAUGAGUGAAUCUCACAUAGAUUGGAUAAUUCAGGGACCGACGUCAUUGGUUCUUUUACUAAAUUUGGCAUUUCUCAUACGAAUAAUGUGGGUGCUCAUCACAAAGUUGCGCUCGGCCAAUACCUUGGAGACGAGGCAAUAUCACAAGGCAUCCAAGGCAUUGCUGGUCCUAAUACCACUUUUUGGCAUUACCUAUCUGCUGGUGCUGGUGGGACCAGAGCAGGGCAUCAGUGCCAAUGUAUUUUACAAUACCAGAGUCUUUUUAAUUAGCACCCAAGGAUUUUUUGUGUCGCUGUUCUUUUGCUUUCUCAAUUCGGAAGUGCGACAAACACUGCGACACCGUUUCAAUAGAUGGCGUGAUCAUCGCAAUUUGAGGCACGGCAGUAUGCACAGGAAUCGCAGAAAUAAGGACUCAUACCUACACACACAAUCGCACGCACGCAUACAAGUAUCUUUGACUUAAAAGUUAGUAUCAACGUCAUU
Molecule: messenger RNA, 1895 nt
Organism: Stomoxys calcitrans (stable fly)
Lineage: Eukaryota; Metazoa; Arthropoda; Insecta; Diptera; Muscidae
Gene: Dh44-R2
Product: diuretic hormone receptor
Exons: 12
Coding region: 421-1875 (484 amino acids)
Biological process (GO): cell surface receptor signaling pathway; adenylate cyclase-modulating G protein-coupled receptor signaling pathway
Cellular component (GO): plasma membrane
Molecular function (GO): peptide hormone binding; G protein-coupled peptide receptor activity; diuretic hormone receptor activity
Source: RefSeq, a predicted model, not a curated record